This is a messenger RNA of Cylindrotheca closterium, 1338 nucleotides long. NCBI's taxonomy places the organism in Eukaryota, Bacillariophyta, Bacillariophyceae, Bacillariales, Bacillariaceae. The record is from the annotation of a GenBank genome assembly.
AUGAAGACUACAAUUCAACACAUCGAGUGCCCUAUUUGUUACGAUUGUACCAACAAUACAGUCACCUUGCCAUGCUGCAAGAAAUCCUUUUGCAUCCCAUGCUUGGAAGGUUGGAAACCUGAUGUGGACGACUACGUCCACGGGAACCGAACCUGUCCAAAUUGCCGCGCCCUCGUUCCACCCACUACAGAAGUCUUGCAGACCAUUCAGUUUUACAAGAAAGUUUCUCUUUCUCUAAGCAUUCUGUUGGUACAAGAUCCCAGUUUGGAUUUACCGGUUGCUCCAUUGCCUACUAGUCCUAUCAGGUACCCAGGCGACCAGGUUGCGAUUCGACGCAAUUACGAGUCCAUUCAGACCACCUACGCACAGCGAGUUCAACUAUUUGAGCAAAAGUAUGGGUGCAAUAUCCUACCCGUCUCUGUCAUUCCCAGCAGUCCGACAAAACCAAUUCAUUUGCCAGACUCUGUCAUCCAAGCAGUCAACGCAAGCAAUUACUCGCAUGUGAGCACGUUUCUCGGGCCACCACCCAUCUCACCCCAGCGCUUAGAAGCGAUUUGCCCUCAGAGUGGUAAUACACUUCUUCACAUCACAGUCCAAGCAAACAAUUUGGAUAUUGCCAACGUCCUCGUGGCUCUCGGGGCCGAUGUCAAUGCAGCCAAUUUUGAUCGGCUGACUUCCUUGUUCUAUGCCGUCAAGAUUGAAGGACAAGAUGAUAGAAUCGCAAAGGCCUUGAUUCGUGCGGGUGCCAAAAAAUUAUCAAUGGUCUUUCCCAAUUCACCUAUCUUCUCUCUGCCCGAUUAUCAUCUGGCAGCCACCGCCCAAGGCCUCGGGAAAGUGGAGCUUGCUCGUAUGCUCGAAAAGGAGGCUCUUGGAAGACAUUGCAAAGUCCAAGUCGACGGUUCUACCAAGAGAGGAACCAUAAUGGAAGAGGGCAUUUCCGGCAACUCACAGAUCCUUUUGGACAAUACAAAGGAAAUGGUCCUGGUGCCGACAAGCAAUAUCGAAAUUCACAAGCCUCUGCUCUUCGACUUUCGCGAUAUUGAUCGCAAUGCUCUCUUUCCCAACCCGCCACCGAGAAAUAAUGCUCCCGUCUUUCGCUCUGGGACCGAAGCUCAUGAAGGACUAGUACGUCUUUUCUAUUUCAUUGGAGGCGACCCAGAAACCACUUCUCGACGCAAUGGUCGCGAAGGCAACCAUGCCCCAACUCGUACUCUCCACAACUUUCUCACGGAUGAAACUGCGGGAUGGGCCCCUGAAGAAGUUGAUGACAUAGCAGAUGCGAUCUUUACCAUGAUGUCUCAUCGCAUUCUGAAUGGGAAUCUGUUUCCACAAGGAUAG